Molecule: messenger RNA, 1239 nt
Organism: Sclerotinia trifoliorum
Lineage: Eukaryota; Fungi; Ascomycota; Leotiomycetes; Helotiales; Sclerotiniaceae
Source: the annotation of a GenBank genome assembly
AUGUCUGAUUCAAGACAAGAAAUGAACAUCCGCAAUUCCGAACGCAGAAGAGAUUCGCGUUCCAGAUCACCUCGACGUCAUCAAUCGCAGUCCUAUCGAUCACGAUCUCCAGUCAAUAACCAUCGUGACACCCUAACGAGCAGCUCACACUUCUCAGAGCCAGCUCUACUACUGAAACUACCAAGAGAGCUGCGCGACCUCGUGUAUGGGCAUCUGUUUGAUUCGACGCGACUAACAUUUGGAUACCGACAAGUCAAUUUUCAAUACCGCAAGGUUUUACCAUCACGCAAUGCGCUUGCAAUUCUUCGCGUAUGUUCGCAACUCUACCUAGAAGCUGGUGAGCUUUGGCUCAAACGGGUCUUGUUCGAUUUCGAGGACACAAUGACGCUUAUGGAUAAAUUUUCUCAACUUCCGAUCGCUAGCCUCAAACAAAUUCGCAAUGUCCGUAUUCGUAUGAUGGGUGAUGAGCCUAGUCCACCGGAGAGCAUCAAUGAUGAACAUCAAUGGCGCGGGCUACAGGUUUUGGAAGGCUUGCAACUAGACAGGCUGACAGUGGUGCCAUCAUGGGGAACCAAGUACAAUGGCUGUGAAGACAUCAAGCGAUUCAUGGUAUCUAGUUUCCCGUGCAAGGAACUAUUCUAUUUCACUCCUAGAUCAGUUUUCCAUGAGACCGACCAAACGACUCCGGCUGAGGCCUCCACGCUCCUUACUCGGAGAAUCAACGACAUGGCUGAUGACCUAAAAUCCAGAGGUGAUUUCGGUACUGGGCUCACAAUGACAAUUUUCCAGUCAUCUGAGCCAGACAGCAAAUAUACCGGUACUUCCUUUAAGAACUCUGCAAUUGAAGUACUUGCCGAGACGGGAAUUUCGCCCGAUCCUGCUCCAGACAAGAUGAUCGCAUGUGGCAAAUCUUUAAAGCCCAAUGUCGAGACACUGAUCAUCUUCAAGCCUGCUGCUACAACCUCCACUUUAUCAGGCGCUUCCAUCGAAGGAGUGUUGAAAACCGUUGAUGAUAAAAGGGUUCGGAAGACCUGGCGAGACGACUACAGGGAUGAAUACAUUCGGGACGCACAAGAACAAUCACCCGACAUGGAAAAUAUCACUACCGGCGAACUAUUCCCAUGGCCUUAUGAUAUGCGAAAGGGAUACACCAUCAUCGAUCACUAUAACAAUGUUGAUGAUAUCAUCUGGCCCGGAAAGAACCAUGAUCAGGCAUGGGAAGGAGUCCUUGACAACUAA